AUGGGCGGAGAAGAAGAACAAAUGGACGUCGAUCACCAACACCACGCACACGUCCAAGCGAAGAAGAAAGAACCGUGGGUGGAUAAAUACCGACCGAAGAAAGUCUCGGACGUGGCGUACCAAACUGAAGUCGUCUCCGCGUUAGAGAAAGCGAUGGAGACGCACAAUUUACCGCACAUGUUAUUCUACGGCCCGCCUGGAACGGGGAAAACGACCUGCGCGUUGGCUAUUUGUAAACAACUGUACGGACCAGAGUUGGGGAAAAAAAGAGUGCUGGAACUAAACGCCUCGGACGAACGAGGGAUCUCGGUCGUGAGAGGGAAAAUUAAAUCGUUCGCGUCGACGACGGUAGGCGAAGGAGUGCCGGGAUACCCGUGUCCGCCGUAUAAGAUUCUGAUUUUAGACGAAGCGGAUUCGAUGACGAACGACGCGCAGUCGGCGCUGCGACGAAUGAUGGAAACGUACUCCAGAGUGACGCGAUUUUUCAUCCUGUGUAACUACGUGAGCAAAAUUAUAGACCCGAUUUCUUCUCGAUGCGCAAAGUUUCGAUUUAAAUCGUUAGAUGGAGGGACAAUGCACGAGAGAAUAAACUUUAUCGCGAAAGGAGAAAAUUUACAGUUGGCGGAAGGGACGUUGCAAGCGUUAGAACACGUAUCUGCGGGGGAUAUGCGUAAAGCGAUUACUCUUUUACAAUCCGCGGCGUCUUUGUUUGGACCAGAACUUACUGGAGAUCGCAUUCGCGAAGUUGCCGGUGUGAUUCCGGAUGAGAAAAUCGAAGAGUUGUUGCAACUCUGCGUGGCCGGGGAUUCUCAAAAAUCGCAGGCGUUAGCGGAGGAUAUUUUGAAAGACGGGUUUCCUUGUUUGCAAAUCUUAGAGCAGUUUGGGUACUAUUUGGCUGAUAGUGACUUGCUCGAGGACGAGAUGAAAGCUGAAAUUUGCUUGAAGCUAGGCGAAGUGGAGAAGAAAUUGGUAGACGGGGCGGACGAGUGGCUGCAGUUGUCGCAUUGUAUCUCAAUUGCGACGAUUGUCUGCUCGACGAAACCAGAAAAGUAA
Molecule: messenger RNA, 1053 nt
Organism: Bathycoccus prasinos
Lineage: Eukaryota; Viridiplantae; Chlorophyta; Mamiellophyceae; Mamiellales; Bathycoccaceae
Exons: 1
Coding region: 1-1053 (350 amino acids)
Biological process (GO): DNA-templated DNA replication; DNA repair
Cellular component (GO): DNA replication factor C complex; nucleus
Molecular function (GO): DNA clamp loader activity; ATP hydrolysis activity; DNA binding
Source: RefSeq, a predicted model, not a curated record